AUGGAUCAGCCGCGCGUAUCAAAGCGCGCCCGAGCCACCGCUGACAUAAGACGUGCCUCGCAGCUCGGCAGUGACAUGCUGCUCGACUCCGACAACAUGAUGACACCAACCGACGACAACGACAACGUCGCCAUCAUCUCCCCCGACGACGCCGACAGCAUGAUAGACGACCCAGAGCCCACCGCAGAGGCCACACAACCAUCGGCGGAUGACUUCGAAGCCAUGCGGGACCGGUUCCUGCCGGCGCUGCCCGAAUAUGAGACAGAAGCAGAGACAUUCCACACAUGGGACAUCCAGAACUGGAGGAACCUGCCGAAGAGGACACAUGGACCGACAUUUCACUGCGCAGGACACCCAUGGCGCAUACUAUUCUUCCCCGCCGGGAAUGCCGCCUCAGAGAGCGUGUCUUUCUAUCUAGAACAAGGGUUCGAUGAGGAGAAGCCGCCGGAUGACUGGUAUGCCUGCGCGCAAUUCAUGCUAGUUCUGCAUAACCCCAACGAUCCAUCCAUAUACAUUCAUCAUGAAGCACAUCACCGCUUCACCGUCGACGAGGGAGACUGGGGAUUCACGAGAUUCGCGGACAAGAACCGGAUUUUCGCGGCGAAGUUUGAUGGGCAUGACCGACCGAUGAUCGAGAACGACUGCGCGAGGGUGACGGCCUAUGUGAGGGUCUUGAAGGACCCCACUGGUGUGCUGUGGCACAACUUCGUCAACUACGACAGCAAGAAGGAGACAGGCAUGGUCGGGCUGCGGAAUCAGGGCGCCACAUGCUACCUCAACUCACUACUGCAAUCGUUGUAUCUCACUGGAGCAUUUCGGAAAGCAGUGUACCAGAUACCAACGGCGACAGACCAGGAUCGACAGAAUUCGACAUCAGCAUACGCCCUGCAACGACUGUUCUACCGGCUGCAAGCGGACCAAGCAGCGGUGUCGACUCAAGAGCUUACACACUCGUUUGGAUGGGAGAGCCGGCAGAUUUUCGAGCAGCAGGAUGUGCAAGAACUCUCGAGGAUAUUGAUGGAGAAGCUGGAGGCACGGAUGAAGGGCACGGAAGCUGAGAAUGCACUCCCCAACAUGUUUGUCGGAAAGAUGAAGACAUAUCUGAAGUGCAUCAAUGUCGAUUACGAGUCCAGCCGGAUAGAGGACUUCUGGGACUUGCAGCUGAACGUGUCAGGCUGCAAGAGUCUGGACGACAGCUUCCGGGAUUACAUCCAAGUCGAGACUCUGGAGGGCGAGAACAAGUACAUGGCGGAAGGGUACGGAUUGCAGGACGCGAAGAAGGGCGUCAUCUUCGAAAGCUUUCCGAACGUUCUGCAUCUCCAGCUAAAGCGCUUCGAGUACGACUUCAACCGCGACGCCAUGAUGAAGGUCAACGAUCGGUACGAGUUCCCAGAGAUCUGGGAUGCAUCGCCGUAUCUGGAUGAGAGUGCAGACAAGUCAGAACCCUACAUCUACCAUCUCCACGGCGUACUGGUACAUUCUGGAGAUCUCAACGCAGGCCAUUACUACGCUUUCCUGAAGCGGGACGCCAACGGCCAGUUCUACCGAUUCGACGAUGACCGAGUGACUCGCUCGACGAAACGAGAAGCCAUCGACGACAACUUCGGUGGCGACUACGCACCGAAUGGAGUGAACGGCAACAUCAAGACGCAGAACCCAUACACAAGGCAAUGGUCCACGAAGCGGUCGAAUAACGCGUACAUGCUGGUUUACGUGCGCGAGAGCAAGUUGGACAACAUCAUCCUCCCGGACAGCGAAGUGCAGCCGCCUGAACACCUGCCCACGAAACUCGCUGAAGAGCGGGCAGCGCUCGAGAGGCGGAAGAAGGAGCGUGAGGAGGCGCAUCUGUACAUGAACGUGCAGGUUGCUCUGGAAUCAAACUUCAAGGACUUCCACGGCACUGAUCUGAUACCCUGGAACACCGACGAUGGCGACGAUCCAGCAGCUCCGAAGGUGUACAGGCUGCUUAAGAGUAUGACGGUCUCAGACUUCACGGAUUUCAUCGCUCGCGACCAGGAACUGGACAAGGAGCUGAUACGGCCAUGGAUCAUGGUGAAUCGGCAGAACGGUACUGUCCGACCCGAUCAAGCUCUGACGUGGCAGGACAUGACGCUCCAAGAAGCUGCGGACAAAUACAGCACCAGAAACUCUGGCUUCCGUGUGUUCAUGGAAGAGACUGAGCGAGGUGAAGACGGCCAGCCCAACUGGGUGUCAAGCGAGCCUCCGACCCCCGCUUCGCCUGUUGUGAACGGCAAUGUUGCACAGCAGAAGCCUAUCAUUGUCUUCUUGAAGCAUUUCGACGUUGACCAACAGCUGCUCAAGGGAGUCGGCCACAUCUACAUGAACCCCAUGGACAAAGGCCAGGACCUCGCUGUCCCAAUCCUGCAGCUGAUGAACUGGGAGCCUGGCGUCUCGCUGGAGAUGUAUGAAGAGAUUAAGCAGAACUUCAUCGAGCCUAUGAAGCCGAAGCAGACUCUGCUUGCAUCUGAGAUCCAGGACGGUGACAUCGUCUGUUUCCAGCGACAUCUCAGCGAUGAGGAAAAGGCAGCGAUGCAGCAGACCAACCCCACAGCCAGCCUGGUCGCGCCACAGUUCUACGACUUCCUCAUCAAUAGGAUCUACGUCACCUUCACACCCAAAUUCAUCCCGAUGCAGAACUACCAGCCUCGCACCGAAGGCGACGAGAUCUUCCGCAUCCCUCUCUCAAAGAAAGACAGCUAUGACGCCCUCGCCAUCAAAGUCGCAGAAUACCUCUCCGCCGCCGGCGCCACCCCCGUCGACCCCUCCCAUCUCCGCUUCACCACCGUACACAUCCAAUCCGGCAAGCCCAAAUCCAUCGUCAAGCGCCAAGCCGGCGCGACCAUGGCCAACGUUCUCCUCGCCGGCAGCGGCUACGGCGGCUACGGCGGCUACGCCCCCACCCAAGCGCCCGACCACAUGUUCUACGAGGUGCUGGAGAUGAGCCUCACGGACCUCGAGCAGCGCAAGACCGUCCGCAUCAACUGGCUUAGCGAGGGCAUCGCCAAGGACGAAGAGUACCACCUGCUGAUGCACAAGCAGUCGCAGUUCACCGACGUGCUCGCGGCUCUGGCGAAGAAGGCCGCGCUGCCGGACGAGUUGCUCGAUCAGAUCCGCUUCUACGAAGCCCACGCGUGUAAAGUGUACAAACUCCUCCCACUCUCUCACGGCGUCGUAGCGUUGAACGAUUUCAUGACCAUCUACGCCGAACGCGUCUCCGAGGAAGAAAAAUCCAUGGACUUUGAGAAAGGGGAUCGGUUGGUCAGUUGUUUCCAUUUUGAAAAGGAGCCGGCGAAGGCGCAUGGGAUUCCUUUUGUUUUCUUGUUGAAAGAAGGGGAGGGGUUUGCCGAGACGAAGGAGAGGUUGAGUAGAAGGACGGGGAUUAAGGGAAAGCAGCUUGAGAAAGUGCGGUUUGCGAUUGUGAAGGGGGGGCAGAGUUAUGUUAGGCCUGUGUGGGUUGAGGAUGAUGAUGUGUUGUCAGAGAAGUUGCAUCCGGACGACCAUCUGGGGCUGGAGCACCCGAAUCGGAAUCGGAGUAAUGCUGUGCGGUAUGAGAGUUUGAACAUCCGGUAG
Messenger RNA from Saxophila tyrrhenica, 3591 nucleotides. RefSeq names its product ubiquitin-specific protease ubp15 (gene UBP15). Gene Ontology annotation, molecular function: protein binding; cysteine-type deubiquitinase activity. NCBI's taxonomy places the organism in Eukaryota, Fungi, Ascomycota, Dothideomycetes, Mycosphaerellales, Extremaceae. The record is from RefSeq and is a predicted model, not a curated record. Gene Ontology annotation, biological process: regulation of protein stability; protein deubiquitination. Gene Ontology annotation, cellular component: nucleus; cytosol. The coding region runs from base 1 to 3591 and encodes 1196 amino acids. The transcript is spliced from 3 exons.